AUGGGGGAAGUAGAAGGAACAGAUUACCGGGCAGGCAAUGGGCUGACCAGAAGGGUUCAGGGAGUUGGCGAGGAUCUGGAGGGGGUCACGCUUCCAUCGCCAUUUGCAACAGAAAUGACAGAAGCUGAAGCAGACGAACUCGUCAACAGCCAGCGUGCCCUCUUGCAGCACGCUCUCAAGCGCCGUGAGACUAUUGCUAGCAACGCCGGCAAGAAGAAGUAUACCAACACUCUCUCAGGUGUGCCUGCACCUAAGAAAAAAUCCCGUGCCGCUAAGUCGUCCGGUAGGCAGAAAGGCAAGCAGGGAAAGAAGGCAGGAUCUACUAAAGGCAGUCAAGCUGACUUACCUGCUCCCGCAACUACCGAGGAGGAGCUUGUCACAGAGGCGCUCCCGGACCUCCCUCUGCCCGCAAGUUUCCAGCAGCAGCAGCAGGCCGUUACGAACCCGAACCCUCCGCCCGCGAGUUUCUUGCAGCAGCUUUUCACGAGCUCGACGGCUCUGCCCGUGAGUUCCCAGCAGCAGCUUCUUUCGAGCUCUCACCCGAACCGACCUCUUCCCGCGACUCGCCAGCAGCAGACUUUUACAACUUCCCAGCGGCAGCAGCAGCAGCCUUUUGCUUCCCAGCAGCAGCAGCAGCCUGUUGCUUCCCAGCAGCAACAGCAGCCGCCUGUUGCUUCCCAGCAGCACCAGCAGCCGCCUGUUGCUUCCCAGCAGCAGCAGCAGCCGCCUGUUGCUUCCCAGCAGCAGCAGCAGCCGCCUGUUGCUUCCCAGCAGCAGCAGCAGCCGCCUGUUGCUACUACCCAGCAACAGCAGCAGCACAACCUUGAGUUUCUGGCUGACGCAACCACCGGCGCGCUGGCUGAGGAUUUCUUGACGGCUGCCCGCUCCGCCUUCGACGAGGAGCUGGACGAUGAGCUGGACGAGGAGGAGGACGACGAGCAGGACGAGGAUGAGGAAGAGGAUUAUGAGGAAGAUGGUAUCAAUGCGCACUGGGUCAGAAGGAAUCGCGCACUGCAGGCGCAGGUUGAAGAUCUUCGCCAAACUGUUGACAUCCUGCAAAUUUCACAAGCCGAAGCGCAGCAGAAACUCGCCGCCGCCGAGGCCGAGUGCGAAAUCCUGCGCCAACGACUGGCUCAGCUUGAGGCGCAACAGGCGGCGGAGGUACCGGAGAGGCCUCCAAACGACCCCGAGGUCAACGAGGCGAUGCUCACCAAAGACAAGGAUGGUAAUGUCAUUCCGAAGACAAGCCUACUUCCGAAGGAGUACGCUGUGAAGGCGCUGGAGACCUUCACGUGGCUCAUAACGGACGCGCCAGUCGAGUGCAUGGAGUUCUUCCCAACGUGGGAAGUCUUCCAACCUCAUCUCAUCACGAAGUACCGACUGUGUGGAGUGAAUCGAGACGAGUUCUUCUACGCGACUGGCGGCAGAAUCGAGUUCGAGAAGCUGGCGACGAAGGUAAUCAAAACAAAACGCAGCAACACGCACAAGAAGAUUCGACUCUACGCAUGGGGUGCGGGUGGGUUGUUGGACGAGAGCAAGUGGCCGUUGCUAGCGGUGGAGAUGAUCAUCCCGUCAAUGAAACGCUCGGUAGCGAAGUGGCUGGAAGACUUCAGGCAUGGUGUUCCCUUCGCCAACAUCGCUUUUGAGAAGGCAGCCCUUGCUGCGUUCUCCACUGUUACGUCCAAUCUGGUGCUGCUGAAGAUCCCUAUGCUGGCAUACCUGUGUGUUGUGGUCGAAGCCCCCCUGCAAAGCUUCAGGCCGGGGAGGGGCCAGCCUUCCCUGGAUGGGGUAGGCUCUACCAAUAGCAACUACGUCCGCGCCAAGACUAAUGUGAUCGUGGGGGCGCUUCACGAUGCGAUGCAGAACAACCCCACAAUCUUGCAGCGUGAUGAGCCCAAGGGGUUGGUGCUUGGUUCUGGGUGUGUGCGUAUUCUCAUUGAGGGGUGGGAGCGUGUGUUUCUGUAG
Messenger RNA from Closterium sp. Naga37s-1, 1965 nucleotides. The record is from the annotation of a GenBank genome assembly. NCBI's taxonomy places the organism in Eukaryota, Viridiplantae, Streptophyta, Zygnematophyceae, Desmidiales, Closteriaceae.